UUGUGUUUGCACCUCAACCACAGAGUACAUUAUUUAUACUGAGACCUCAACUUGUUUACAAUUUACAAGCAGAUAUAUUGAUAUAAUUGUUAAUAAAUUAUUAAUAAUGUACCGCACAUCACACACCCAAUUCGCAGCACUUGUAGAUUUUAUGGAAAGGAAUGGGGACCUGAACAACUGGCCUACCGCUGCCCCACAUGGCCGUUCAGCUGCUAUAAGCAAGUGGGAGGAGCUCAGCCGCGUCCUCAACUCAGAUGUCAGAGGCACGGCCAGGACAGUGGAGAAGUGGAAGAAGGUGUGGAGUGACUUUAAAAACAACACGAAGCGUAAGGCGGUAAAGAUCCAGCGAGCUGCCAGCGGUCCAGGAGGUGGUGUUCACACUCGUGCUCUGCUGACGGACCUGGAGAGGCGCGCGCUGAUCCUGGCCGGCGCCCCGGAACUUGGUGGAGAGGCAGCCAAGCUAUCGCUAGUAAUGCAAUGCUGCAUAACGCUGAUCCAGUCUCACGGUUCCGUAGUGGAGCAAAUUAUAGACGACCCGGCCUUUCAGAAGAUCUUGACACUCACUUCGCUCACUGCGGAGGAGCGGUGGCGAGUCACCUCCGAGGGAGUGAAAAGUAUGAUGGACGAGGAGGGAGAGGACUGCGAAGAGACGGAAACAAGCGAAGUGCAGGAAGAGGCAAAUGAGACUGAAACUGAAGAUCCAAUUCUAGCUGAAGACAUAAAGGAUGAGACAGGCGUCAUUCACUGGCAGUGUUCGUGCGACGAGAUCUCGGGCCGCCACGACGACGCGUGCGCCGCCGCCGCCGUCGACUAUCUCGAACACUAUCGGAUAUCAUUGGACGAGGCGACGUGUGCAAUAUGCGACGACACAUUCACUUGGAAGUCAGUGGCGGCCCUCAGGGAACAUCUGCAGAGAAAACACCCUGAAGUUACUGUCAUAGGAGAUCACGAUGACGCCGAAAUACCGAAUGCUCCGCCGUCACCGCCAAGCAUUGAACUAACGAAGGUCGACCCAUUGGGCGAAAUCCCGCCAGCCAAUAAGAAACGCAAAUUCGAUCCCGCCGCAGACAACGAACCAAUCAUAACACAGCAUGACGUUUCCUCAUUGGACAGAUUCAAGAGCAUAGAACAUCCUCAAGAGUUAAAAAGUCUCGACCAAUUCGGCCUCUACGUAGCCUCGUUGCUGAAACUGCUGCCCAGGAAGAGGUGCAUCAAGUAUCAGAACCAGAUAGUGGACAGGCUGUUGAAGGACCUGGCGGCCGCCGCUUAGUCCAGGCUCUCCGGUUGUUGACACAAGAUUCACUCUGUUACCUCAAACAAGUUUAAACCUUGUUUAAUGGAAGUUUGUCAAGGAAUUUGACAGAACGUGAUUUGAAUCAACUCUGUACAUUGUGUACAUUUGGUGAUUUUAUUGAUUACCUAUGGAAGAUUUGAGUGCAAGAUGAUCAAAGGCUAUCAAGUGCCAAUGUUAAUUUGAUAUAUAAAUAAGGUUAUAAUAGCAUUUAUUAUUGCAACAUGCAAUUUGACAUAGCUAAAAUGCCAAAUAAAAUUUUUGGUAUAAAAAACCUUAA
Messenger RNA from Plutella xylostella (diamondback moth), 1571 nucleotides. RefSeq lists its product as uncharacterized. NCBI's taxonomy places the organism in Eukaryota, Metazoa, Arthropoda, Insecta, Lepidoptera, Plutellidae. The record is from RefSeq and is a predicted model, not a curated record.